Vitrella brassicaformis is the source of this 2818-nucleotide messenger RNA. The record is from the annotation of a GenBank genome assembly. Lineage: Eukaryota; Vitrellaceae.
CUCUCUCACACGGAAAAAAUGGCAGCGGUGGUAUUGCAGGCGGCGCCAGCGUACCGGCGGCACAUUGUUACGUAUGCUCUCGAGGCCAACCACCCAUGGCGCCCCGAGCAUAUGGACAGAGUCCUCCCCCACGAGGUCUCCACAGCUUACGGCACAAGACUCUUCACCAGACUCAUAGAGCGCCUACAGGACCCACAGUUCCCCACGGACAGAUGCGUUGAGGCGCUCCAGACCAUCGCAUGCCGACUCGCAAACCAGGCAACUACGAAGAGCAACAGACAUGCAAUUGCACAAUCACAUAGAUUGCCGUCCUUCUCCUUCACUGCAGGAGGCCAAGUGUCAGGCCAUCAAUGACGGCUUGGUGCCUGUGGUAAUCGCCCUGCUGGCCCACGAGUCGUCUGAGUGGAAGCACCCGCCAUCGGUGCACGAGGAGGCGGCGGUCGUGCUGGGGAAGCUAUGUCUGCUGAGGGAUGGGCGACAGCAGGUGGCAGAGGGUGGGGGCAUACACCUGCUGACCGACCUGCUGCUGGGGAGCCCCAAGGCAUCUGUCCGGUAAGGACAGAAAAGACGGCUGCAUUUUGCAUGACAUCUAUUUGUGUGUGGUCGUUUGCAGUGAGUGUGUUGGUGUUGCUUUCUUCAACCUUGCUUCGGGGCGAGACGGGUGUCAGUACCUCAUACAAGACAGUAAGCUUAACAGCCAGGGAGGCAUGGAUGUCAGUCAAUCUUGUCAUGUCUCGAUGGUGCUAUAUAUCUUCAGCCGAUUCCUUUUCCCUUGCUGCCUUUCUGACGUCUGCUCUGCCCUUUGCCAAUCCCGCAAACCCGCCACAGACAAAGGAGGAACUGGUGAGCUGCACACUCACACACACGUAUGACUUCCAUGCACAUGCACAGGCUCACACAAGCACGCACGCAUUGUGUCUGCCGCAUUCUAUUCCAUGCAGUGUCAAUGGCGAUGCAUUCAUGCCACCGUGCAAGCCCUGGAGAAAGUCACCAACUGGUCGCCUUUCAUCCCACAGCGGAACACGCCAAAGAACGGCAUUUUUCUGUUUUCCGUGUUGUGUGCAAGCAGGUAUUGCGAUGGUGUGCGGUGUGGCGAGGGCACCGGGCUCAUCCCAGCCAUGUGCGGCUUCCUCGAACGGUCUUACAAACACGUGCAGAAGCUCACCCCGGAAGAGCGGACAGCUCAGCUGGCUGACUCCCCCCAUCCAUUUCUCGCGCUGUGCGAAAACCUGCUGGCUGCGUAAGCAUGCACACACACACAAGUGAGAAGAGAGACACGCGUGCACACGUGUCUGUGUCAGAAUUCUGGUUGUAUUGAGUCACCUGGCGCUGCAGCCGGAUGGGCGUAAGGAGCUGAUUGAGCUCAAGGCGGUGAAAAGCAUAUCCACCUUCCUCACUCACCCAAACCCCUCAAUCAGACUGUAGACACAUGAGUCCAUCCAUCCAUCCGUCGGUGAAUGUCCGUCUGUCUGUCUGUACCCCGGUAGAGCGUGUCUCGACGCGUUGAGUUCGAUAUCGCUCGACGUCCAGGGCAAGCACCUUGUCCUCGAAGACCCGCGUGUGCAGCAGGUGGGUACGAAGAAGAUCGGAUCAUUUCUCCAUCAGUCGCCAUAUGUGAAUGUCUCGCAUCAUCAGUGCGGUGUGCCGCUGCUGCUCGACGAGGAUGAGAGGAUCAAACAAAAGGCGGACCAGGUAUGCUGGGGCUUCUUUCUUUAAGAGAUCCGCCGGGUUGAGUGUUGUUGUCCGUCCGUCUGUCAGGUGGUGCAAUCGUCGUCCGAGUUGCCCGCCAACAGGCGCCAGUAUGUUGCCAGGCUCCUUUACGACUUCACCGGCAUGCAGAAGGUGCGUCCAUAUGCGCCUGUCUCCAUGUCUUAUGCACACACUCGUGUCUGUUUGUGUAUGUGUCAGCUCUACGGCACCUCAGUGAUCGUCACACUGGUCGAGUACCUCCGCGAGACAGUCGGCCUGGCGACCAACGCCAUCCCGUCCGAGACGUCACACGCCACACAGAGGUCCGAAGAAGCCUUGCAGCUCAUGGGCGGCGAGGCGCACGAGAGACAGCUGCAAAUCCUCAAGGCACUGCUGCACUUCCUCAGCCAGGACACCAUCACACACGAUGGCAUCACCCUGGUCGGCCACAAGACAGAUACACAAGAAAAGAAGGCGUGAAACGUGUCUUCUGUCUGUGUGUGCGUCUGUGUGCAGGCAUUGGAGAAGACUCCGGCGGCGUGGUCGGUGAAGCACGCGAUGGGGAUUGGCGAGGCGCUGUUUUGGCUGCUUCGCGACGAUGUGGCCGAGGACGUGAGGCGAUACGCCGUCGAAUGCCUGGGGGUCCUCGCCAAAGACAAACAGGUGACACACACAGGGAAAGGGGUGACCAUGCUCAUCGGUCUGUGUUGUCUCUCUGUAUUGUCUAGGCUCGUGAGUCGCUGAUAGCGACUCACCACACGCUGAAGUCGCCCGAGCUGACGGCCGCCCUACUCGCCGCGGCACUGCCCAGUGAGCUGCACCAGGCCCUCGUGGAAGACAAAACACAGACGACACAAGACACCGACCAGCCGGCAGCAAAGCGCAGAGAAACAGGUGGGGGAAGGGGGAAAGGACAAAUAAGUGAUCGAUCAUCGAUAUGUCUCUCCCCUCUCCCUUCGUCUGUCCCGUCUGUCAGCGCCGGCGCCCGUUUCCCUCGCUGCCCCGCUGGCCAAGGGCGUAAGGGACGAGGGGGGUCGGCAGCAGCUGCCUCGGAAGACGCUGGAAGUGAGCGGCUUCCUCAGUGAGAGCAAUUACUGGAAGACAGUGGUGCUCAAAUCGUGAUUAUGAC